Thunnus maccoyii (southern bluefin tuna) is the source of this 3898-nucleotide messenger RNA. It is a transcript of the gene lhx5, whose product is annotated as LIM homeobox 5. Lineage: Eukaryota; Metazoa; Chordata; Actinopteri; Scombriformes; Scombridae. The record is from RefSeq and is a predicted model, not a curated record. The transcript has 5 exons. Bases 914 to 2104 code for a protein of 396 amino acids. Gene Ontology annotation, molecular function: RNA polymerase II transcription regulatory region sequence-specific DNA binding; DNA-binding transcription factor activity, RNA polymerase II-specific. Gene Ontology annotation, biological process: regulation of transcription by RNA polymerase II; neuron differentiation. Gene Ontology annotation, cellular component: nucleus.
ACUCCCACCCUCAUUGCGUCUAUUCACAUUCAUCUGAGUGGCAGCAGCGCCGUGCCAUGUAAAUGCGUCCUACCUUGCCUGUUCUACAGGUAUUUCCUAACCUUAACCGUGUUUUUUUGUGUGUUGUGUGGACUUUCACGUUUAAGGUGCGAUCAAAAUGUUGCAGAGAGGAUCUUAGGUUGCACAAUCCAACCUUGCAGGUAGUGUUUUUUUUUUCUUCCUUUUAAAGUCAGCGAUGUUUCCAUGGCCCGCCAUGAAACCCUCCACAUGCAUGCUGGCCUCUUAAAGCGCCUCUAGAAACACCCUGCAUCCACGGCCCUGGUAUUUCUGCACGGCGUGCGAUUCAGGUCCGCUCGGAGGCUACAGCUAUGAACGUGUAACCAUAACAACUGCGUUCUGAUUGGCUCUCCUGGCACGGGAAUUAACAAGGGCGUCAUCCAAUCUGAGCGCAGGACGCGCGUCGCGCUGGCAAAACCUCGUGAUAACCAGGCACAGUGAUGCGAAAGUGGCGACGUGAAGUGAGCCCGAAGGAAAUGACUGGACCCAAAACAAAGCACAAGCGAGGGAUAAAAUAUUAGAAAUAAACACGUGUGAAUGAUGAUGUUUUAACUGCGUGUUCGUGAGAAAACAUGUCCGGUUUGUCCAUUACGCAGUCCAUCAGCUGGCGCGGCUGAAAUCUCUCCUCCUCUCCUCUGGAUUGUGGGUUGUGACAAGUGCCCAGGACAGCAACCAAACAGGACCAGGACUACAACAAAAAUUCCGGGGGAUUGUCACGGGAGGUUCCUCCAGUUUUCGCCUGACAGCACACCCUCCCGGAGCCAAGACGUUGUUCCGCGUGGACCCGGGUUGCCCCAGUCCGAGCAGCGCAGUCCGUGUGGGAAGGUCGGCACUCGGCGUCCUGCAGGCCGGAGACAUGAUGGUCCACUGUGCCGGGUGCGAACGGCCCAUCCUGGACCGGUUCCUCCUCAACGUGCUGGACAGAGCCUGGCACGCCAAGUGCGUCCAGUGCUGUGACUGUAACUGCAACCUCACCGAGAAGUGCUUCUCCAGGGACGGAAAGCUCUAUUGCAAAACGGACUUUUUCAGGCGGUUUGGCACAAAAUGCGCCGGCUGUCUGCAGGGAAUCUCACCGAACGACUUGGUCCGCAAAGCGCGCAGCAAGGUGUUUCACCUGAACUGCUUCACCUGCAUGGUGUGUAACAAGCAGCUGUCCACGGGGGAGGAACUCUACGUGAUAGACGAAAACAAGUUUGUGUGCAAAGAAGAUUAUCUGAGCUCAGGAGCCAUUAAGGAAGUCAACUUGAACUCAGUGUCGUCGUGUACAGAUAGGAGUUUAUCGCCGGAUCUGCAGGACCCAAUACAGGACGACAUAAAGGAGACGGACAAUUCAACGUCCUCAGACAAGGAAACGAACAAUAUUGAGAAUGAGGAGCAGAACUCGGGCACCAAAAGACGGGGGCCCCGGACCACCAUCAAGGCCAAGCAGCUGGAAACGUUAAAGGCCGCGUUUGUCGCCACGCCGAAACCGACCCGGCAUAUCCGGGAGCAGCUGGCCCAGGAAACGGGACUAAACAUGCGCGUGAUUCAGGUUUGGUUCCAGAACAGAAGAUCCAAAGAGCGACGAAUGAAACAGCUGAGCGCUCUCGGGGCGCGGCGGCACGCCUUCUUCAGGGGCCCGAGGAGGAUGAGGCCCUUGGGAGGCAGGCUGGAGGAUCCAGACAUACUGGGGCCCGGAGCGUACGGUUACUACGGAGAAUACCAAGGUGACUAUUACGGACCAGGGAGUAACUACGACUUCUUCCCCCACGGCCCUCCGUCCUCGCAGGCUCAGUCUCCAGCCGAGUCCCCCUACAUCCUGGGCUCUGGUCCCGGAGCUAUGGAGGGAUCAGGCCACCACCCUUCAGACGACCAAAGGUUCACGGACAUGAUAUCCCACGCGGAAACCCCCAGUCCGGAGCCGGGCUUACCGAGCUCCCUGCAGCCGGUCCCGGGGGAGGCGUACGGGGGCGGACCCAGUCCCCCUUUCUCCUUGGCGAGUAACUCCAGCUACAGCGCUCCAAUGUCCCACCAAGGCCAGGAAAUGGGAGAAACCACAGCCUGGUAAAGGACGAACAGCAGGGACCAUUCCUGGGCUGAAUGUCAGCUCAGUUAAUUCAGGAGAUGAAUCGAAAAAAAAAAAACCCACAUUGUGGAGCGUAAACAGCUUAAAUUUCUAUGGAGGACUUUUUGAAAUAAUGGACCGAUUUUCACAACUGACAAACUGACGGACUUGGUAAUGGAAUCAAGUUUAUGGAGGUGGAGAAUGGGAUAGCUUGCAGGAAAAGGUAAUAUUUGCUGCCCAAUAGACACUCCAAAGCAUAUCCCCUCUUGGACUUGAAUUAUUAAAAAAAAAAUAAAAAAAAUUGAGAUUCCAUCCAGCAAAAAUGCUUCUCGCCUUCCCCUUGAUGUUAAUGAAGCUCUAGGAACACAUUAGAGAGAAAUGCCAAAGGGGACAUUUUUAGUUUUCUUAAUUUCUCACCACACCCCCUCCCCCCCCCCACACACAAAAAACGUUGCUUCAAAGCAAUAUUAGUUUUCAUUCUGUUGCUCUACACCUGUCUUUAUUGCUAAGUCGCCACUCUACCUUCAAAUGAAAAGACAAAGGACCAGGUUUUAACAUAUGCUUUAAUGUUCAUAUAUAAACACGUACAGUAUGUGGCAAUCAAGACAGGAUAUGUUUAUGUUUUAGUCAAAAAUGUUACUCAUUAAAAAUUUUCUCUUUCGUAAAACAAUAUUUCAAAUCAAAAGCUGCUGCUUGAUAGAAACCGCACACACACACACACAUUAACACACACGCACGCACCUCUGGCUUUCUCUAGCGCAGAUCUCAGCCAUAAGUCCCUUAAUGCACAAAAAGCGUUCUUGAUCAUACCUUAAAAGAAGGAUGUCUAUACCAUUAUUCAAAACACGGACACAAUUAUACAGACACUUGUGCUCACUCACGCACCCUCACACCCAUCCAGGCGGCCCUGAUAGUUCUGCUCUGCACACUGCUUCACCUGACCUUCCUUUUGUUACUGUCCCUUUUAAAAAACAUGUUUUAAUGGAAAUGAUUUUCAAAAGAACAUUGAACCCAUAAUGGAGAAUCUCCUUCAACAGCUGAGGUCUCCUUCCUCUAAAGAGUGAAAACAAAAGAGGGGGCAGACAACAUCUGUGACAUUACUGCUGUGUGCGUCUGAAGCACUCGUUGCCAUCUAGUGGCCAUGUUUUUAAGACAUGCAGCAGAAUUAAAGGGGGGAAGAAAAAAAAUCAGCUCAAAGAAAACACAGUCCGGCUGUAUUUAGAGGAACAUCUUUAUACUGCAGAGGUCAAAUUAUUAUUAUUUUCUCUCCUAAAUAAUACCAUAAUUCUGCAGUUUCAGGGCCAAGUGUCACCGGUGACCCUUAUUUUGAAAAGUCAGCCUUUGUGGAGCUACAUUAAAGAAAACAAGAUUUUCAUCUGGCCCAUGUUAGCUGGUAUCAUUCACUACAAAACCUCCCAUAAUUCCUCAUUUCAGCUCCUUUUUAUUCACACGACAUCUAACACGUGUAAUACUGUUUUGUCUACAAUGAGUUAGCUCUACUUGAAAUAUUGUUUUAUUGAGAUAAUUUGUGUUUCCUUUGGACAUUGUAUAAGAUCUAGAAAGAAUGUGUCUUAUUUCUGAUGUACUGAGAUAUUCUUGGAUACAAAAGUGAGCGUGCGUGUGUGUGUGUGUGUAUGUGUGUGUAUGUGUGCUUGUAUGUAUGUGUGUGUGUGUGUGUGGGGAAGUGUGUAUGCUUGUUGUGUGCAUUUGUGCACAUUGAAGGGGGGAAAAAGGGACAAGGCUGUAUUAUUUCUAUGUAAAUAGCACUGGUAAUAAAACCUUCUCUUACAACUUGAA